GCACUCUCGAGUGGAGAUCGAUCUCGCGAGUUACUUUCAGAAUGGCGGAUCCUUUGAGCAUCACUGCUUCAGUGCUUGCUGUGGCCACAGCCGCAUUUGUAUCAACAAAAACACUCAUCGACACCGUAAGCCGCUUCAAAGGUCGCGAUAAGACCUUACAGAGGCUGCAGGAUGAGCUCGAGGACCUCCUCAAGAUCUUGGAGAUGCUCCAAGGCAUAUCUCAGUGUGAGCUGUCUAUUCUAGCGCUUCUCGAAGGCCCCGUUCGCCGGUGCAGUGAGUUGUGCCUUAACUUCGACAAGUCCAUGAAAGACUUCACUGGAAAGGCAACAAAGACCGGGUUCCGAGAUUGGGCCAAGCUGGAGUUUAGGAGAGGCGACAUCAACGAAUUCAUCGACACCCUGUCAGGAUACAAAUCCACGAUCUCGGUCGGCUUGGGAGCUAUCAAUCUGAAUGUAUCCAAAGCAUCCCAGCAGAUUCUCGAGCAGUACAGCGAGAUGAUUGAAGAUACGAUGUACAAUCUCAAUCUUCGCCUACAAAGAAUCGACGACAAAAUAGCGCUGCUGCCACAGAAAACCGCCGACAGCUCCGACACAAGCAUUGAUCUGAACAACGAGCGAGCAGUGACAGAGCGGUGCCUUAGCAUUUGCGAAAAUGCGAAGUCUUAUCUCGAAUCAUUGACAGAUCAAGAACCAUUAUCGCAACCUAAACCUCCCCAAGAGUAUCCUAUGGAUCAGCAGGAGACCUUCGAAGCGCAGCGUCUCACCCGCCAACUUCUAGGCCAAAAUAGGGAUAGCAUUGCGGAGAUGGUUGGCCGUCUUCGGGAACGUUUGGAAUCCAUAUCAUCCGAUGGAAACCCCGCCAAUGGCCAUGAGAGAACACGUUUGCAGCAGGAGCUCAACCUUUCGAAACAGUGUCUCGAGAUUUGCCAAAUGGCUUCUGUUGAAGUAACGCGACAAAAAUGCCACACAAUCGGAGAGGCGAUUGCCGACGGAGACAGUGAUCAAGUUUUAGUCACGACUUUAGCAGACCUAUUCAAUAUUGGCAAAGCGGAGUCUCGAGGCAAGUCUGCGCAACUGAUCGGAUCAAUGCGAGACGAAACACUGCAGCGAAUCUCUGAUAGUCGAUACGGUAGCCGCUUCGGGGCCUUGCCCAGCACCGAAGCAAGCACUCCUCCUUUGCAGUCGCCGGUCGAAAUUCAACGAACCAAAGAGGACCCUUCACGUCAAGAGGUCGCCGAGGGUGGACGUUCGAUGGCUACAAAACCUUACAAACCUAAUUCCUAUCAAGUUAGAAGCCGAAGGCCAGAUGGACGGGCUGGAAUCAGAGAGGAAGGCGAAGAAUGAGUAGAUGCUUAUCAGCUAGUUGAUUAAAUGUCUAUCGCAAAUGUCAGUAAUCAUCAUCAGCAGGCUAAUCAGGACGUGGAUCUGAGUCUCGUUGCACGGCGUCUGUUAGGGAACGUAUUUACGGGAACGGUUGGCAUGGAUACCGGCAAUAGACUCUAGAACACUCAACUGCACAAAUGAGGGUGGCAAAAGGAGGUGAAGUGAAUAACUUCCAGCAAAUGCUGUCUCCCCCGUAAUUUGAUAGGUUUCCUGGUCGUCAAUCUGACGCCAUAUCUUCCGCUGCCAGUUGCUGCUGUGGUUAUGAAGGAAACAUGUCGAC
Colletotrichum destructivum is the source of this 1662-nucleotide messenger RNA. RefSeq names its product Putative fungal domain of STAND protein. Bases 42 to 1343 code for a protein of 433 amino acids. Lineage: Eukaryota; Fungi; Ascomycota; Sordariomycetes; Glomerellales; Glomerellaceae. The record is from RefSeq and is a predicted model, not a curated record. The transcript is spliced from 2 exons.